UAAAAAAAUAUCAAAAUUAUAUUAUAUUAAGAAUAAAUAAAUAAAAAUUUUUAAUUUUAUUUGUAUAUGUUUUAUAAAUAUUACUACAAUUUAUUUAAUAACAAGUUAUAAUAAUCAUGAAUACAAAAAAGGGAAUAACUUUUGGUAAAAUUAAUAAAGAUUUAACUCGAGAUAUGACGAAAAAUACAGAAACUGUAAGUUCUGGAUUUGGUACAUUUGGCAAAAAAUCAUUGGAGACUAAUAUAACAAAAAUGAAUGAAAUUAAACCUGAAGAUGAAGAAGAGUCUCAAAAUUUGAAACAAGUUAUGGGCAUAACAGGUUUUGGUAAGAAGGCUAAAUCUUUUGAUGUAGAAGAAAUGUUGGAAAAUAUUACAAAAACUAUUAAUAAUAGCAAAGUAAGUAAUGUAAAUAUAAAAUCUAUUGAAAAAGAAUCUAAAACUACACUUGUAAAAGAAAUAUCUAAAGAUAUUAAUAUUAUUAAUAAUGAAAGUACUAAUGAUAAUGAGGAAGAUGAUGAUUUUAUUGGACCUCCAAUACCUCCAGAACUUCAGAAUUCAAUUAAUUUAGAGCAAUCUAUGAAAAUAAAAGAUCAAAAUGACAAUGAAAGUGAUGAAGAUGAAGAACAAUCUGAUGUAGAAGAAGAAUUACAAUUAAAAGAUAAAAUUCCAUGCAGUCAUGAAGUUACAAUGACUCAUGGAAUGAAGGCAGUAACAGCUAUUGCAGCAGAUCCUUCUGGAGCAAGAUUAGCUUCAGGUUCUAUUGAUUAUGAUGUUUGUUUUUGGGACUUUGCUGGCAUGGAUUCAUCAAUGAGAAGUUUUAGAACAUUGCAACCUUGUGAGAACCAUCCAAUCAAAUGUUUACAAUACUCAAUGACUGGUGAUGUUAUAUUAGUUAUAUCAGGUUCUGCACAAGCGAAAGUUUUAGAUAGAGAUGGUUUUGAAAAAUGUGAAACUGUGAAGGGUGAUCAAUAUAUAACAGAUAUGGCACGUACAAAAGGUCAUACAGCAGGAUUAAACAGUGGUUGUUGGCAUCCAUUCACAAAGGAGGAAUAUCUUACUUGUUCACAAGAUAGUACUUGUAGAAUAUGGAUUUUAUAUAGACCGCGUGCACAUAAACAUCUAAUAAAAUGUAGAGCACAAAAUGGUGUUAAAACCAUACCAACCACAUGUGGUUAUAGUAGAGAAGGUAAUGUAGUUGCUUGUGGUUGUAUAGAUGGUUCUAUACAAAUGUGGGAUCAUAGAAAAAAUUUUGUUAAUCCAUCACUGAUUCAGAGAAAUGCACAUGCACAAGGUGCUGAGAUAUCAAGCUUAAGCUUCUCUUAUCUUGGACAAAUGCUUGCAACCAGAAGUUGUGAUGAUACUUUAAAGCUUUGGGAUUUAAGAGCAUUUAAAACACCUAUUUUUGAAGCAAAAAAUUUAUAUUCUAGAUAUGAUACAACCGAUUGUAUGUUUAAUCCAGAUGAUUCAAUUCUUAUUACAGGGGAAUCUUUAAGUAAAAAUCAAAAUACUGGUAGAAUUUUAUUUUAUGAUACAAAAACUUUUGAUCUAAUUAAUGGAAUAAAUGUAACAAAUUCACAUGUUAUUAAAACAUUAUGGCAUCCAAAACUAAAUCAAAUAUUUGUUGGUUGUGGAAAUGGAAUAGUUAAGGUAUAUUACGAUUCUAAGAAAAGUUUAAGAGGUGCAAAAUUAUGUAUUAUAAAAACGCAUUUAAAACAAAAACAUAUCGAAGUAAUGUCAACUCAACAAAUUAUUACACCACAUGCACUUCCAUUAUUCAGACAAGACAGACCUAAAUCAGUUCGUAAACAAAUGGAAAAAGAUCGUUUAGAUCCCGUUAAAUCGAGAAGACCGGAUUUACCAAUUACUUCUGGACAAGGUGGAAGAGUUGCUUCUUCUGGUGGAACACUUAGUUCUUAUGUAAUUCGGAAUUUGGGACUUAGUAAAAGAAUAGAAGACGAUCAAGAUCCACGAGAAGCCAUAUUAAAAUAUGCAAAAGUAGCAGAAGAAAAUCCAUACUGGAUUGCGCCAGCAUAUAAAAAAACACAACCACAAACGAUAUUCCAAACGGAUGAGCAGGAUGGAGCAUCAAGUGCAAAGAAGCAAAAAACUUAAAAAAUAUAAAUAUUUUGUAAAAAUUUUUAUAUUAUUCAUCAAUAAUCUUUUUGUAAAAAAAUUUUUCGUUUAAAAAAAAGUAUAUGAAUAUAAUAAAAACCUCAUAUUCAU
Apis laboriosa (Himalayan honeybee) is the source of this 2222-nucleotide messenger RNA. RefSeq names its product gastrulation defective protein 1 homolog. Gene Ontology annotation, molecular function: protein binding. The record is from RefSeq and is a predicted model, not a curated record. Lineage: Eukaryota; Metazoa; Arthropoda; Insecta; Hymenoptera; Apidae. The coding region runs from base 117 to 2111 and encodes 664 amino acids. The transcript has a single exon. Gene Ontology annotation, biological process: regulation of DNA double-strand break processing. Gene Ontology annotation, cellular component: nucleus; site of double-strand break.